Stylonychia lemnae is the source of this 993-nucleotide messenger RNA. The record is from the annotation of a GenBank genome assembly. NCBI's taxonomy places the organism in Eukaryota, Ciliophora, Spirotrichea, Sporadotrichida, Oxytrichidae.
AUGCUAAACAAUUAUGAGCUAAUCAAAACAAUAUCAACGGGAUUCGGUGGUAAGAUAAAACUAGCUAGAAAUACAGAGAACAACACUGAAGUAGCCAUUUAAAUUCACAGACUAGAUGAUAGUUCACUUGAUUAAGAUAGAGUAAACGUUUUUCAAAAUGAGGCUAAGUUGCUGUCUUAAAUCUUUCAUGAAAGAAUAUUAAAUAUAAUUGACUAUCAUGCUAGAUCAAUUGUGAAGAAAUCAGAUGGAAGUUAGUAUGAAAUAGUCUGCGUGACUAUUAGUGAGUUUGCAAAAGGAGGAGAACUUUUCUAUUAUAUAAAGAAUAAUGGAUCCUUUAAAGAGAGACAUGCUAGACAUCUUUUUAAUCAAAUGCUUGAGGGUUUACAAUACCUUCACUCUUAAGGUUAUUGUCACAGAGAUCUCAAGCCGGAGAAUAUACUAUUGACUGAAAACUUUGAUGUUAAAAUAAGCGAUUUCGGAUUCGUAGGUCCUAUUGCUGGCAGAUCUAAUGAUGGUUUCUUGAAGACUAAGCUUGGCACAUUACCUUAUCAAGCACCAGAGAUUAAUUUAAAUCUUAGAUAUAGAGGUGAAGAUGCCGAUGUGUUUUCUCUUGGAAUUAUCUUGUUCAUCAUGGUUACAGGACUUCCUCCCUUUAAAGUAGCUGAUGAAUCUGACUUCUUUUACAAACAAAUUAUUCAUGGAAAAACUGCAGAGUAUUGGGCAUAUUUCUAAAAUUGUGUUCAACAAAGUGGAGGAUAAACAUUUAGUGAAAACUUUAUGGGCCUUAUUCUAAAAAUGCUUGAAUUUCAUCCUGAUAAGAGGAUUAAGCUGUAGUAGAUUAGAGAGCACUCUUGGGUAGCUUCUGGGGAUUAUCCCUUACUUGAUGAGAUUAGAGUAGAAUUAGCCAAGAGAAAAGCUAAAAAUGUAUUAGAAGCUUAAAAGGCGAAUGCAUUAAAGAAACAAUAGAAAGCAAAAUACAGAAAUUUACGCUGA